Molecule: messenger RNA, 141 nt
Organism: Dentiscutata erythropus
Lineage: Eukaryota; Fungi; Glomeromycota; Glomeromycetes; Diversisporales; Gigasporaceae
Source: the annotation of a GenBank genome assembly
AUGACACUUCAAUUAAGACAAUACCGAAAGGACCCUGCUGAGAAAUCUUGGAAAGACCCACAAAUCACAUAUCCAUCAUAUUCGACUAAUCGAUGUUGGCCACCAAGUCCUAAAAAACUCUAUCCUCUGUUCACUUCAAAG